CCACUCAUCAGGUCAACUCUUACCCUCACAGCCUUCUUUGACAAAAAUAAUAUAUUUCAAAUAAAUUAACAAUUUGCAGUUGAAGAAAAAAUAAAUUAACAAUUCUCCAAAGCAAACUACAAUGGAGAUCCUUCAUUAUUUCUUAUUUUUGGGUCUCCUGAUGUCUGAUUUAGGAAUUGGUAGGGCACAAGACACCAUAGCAGCUAAUCAAACUCUCCGUGAAGGGGAUACCCUUGUUUCAGCCGAUGAAAUGUAUGAACUCGGGUUUUUCAGUCUGGGAAACAUUACAAAGCGGUAUUUGGGGAUAUGGUACAAGAACAAAUCCCCACUGACAGUGGCGUGGGUUGCUAACAGGGAGACACCAAUAACCGACUUGUCAGGUGUCUUCAGAGUACACACCAACGGAUCUCUAUUGGUUAUCGCUGGUAGCAACAACACCACUGUCUGGUCAUCUAACCCUGGCCCGGUAUCUCCGACAACCAGAAAUCCGGUGGCACAACUUUUGAACCCUGGAAAUCUUGUUGUUAGAGAUCAAAGUGGCGAAGGAAGUUUCAUUUGGCAAAGUUUUGAUCACCCUGGAGACAUGUUCCUUCCCGGGAUAAAAUUAGGGAAGGACCUGGUCUCUGGGUUAGAUAGGCGGUUGUCGUCAUGGAAGAGCCUCGACGACCCUUCACCUGGCCUGUUUGAAGCGGUGAUGAAUACAAACGGGUACCCACAAUUGUGGGUAGAAAGAGAUUCUGUUCCUUACUCGAGGUUUGGACCAUGGAAUGGUGUUACGUUCAAUGGCAUUCCUAGUCAUAUUUCAGACUCCAUAUUCACACAAGACUUUGUUAUGAAUGAUAAGGAGGUGUACUAUUGGUUCAAACUUGUUAACAGUUCAGUCGUGACCCGCAUCUACUUCAGUCCAGAAGGCAUCCCGUUGCGAAUGAACUGGAAUGAACGAACACAGAUGUGGUUCCUAUACUCUAGCGCCAAUAUCGACAUGUGUAGCCUUUUCGCUCUAUGUGGUUCCAAUGGAAAGUGCGACCCUCAGAACACACCUCUUUGUAGUUGUAUGGAAGGGUUCGAACCACGAAACCCAGAUGAAUGGAGUGCGUCCCAGUGGUCAAGUGGGUGUCGCCGUAGAACAGCUUUAAGUUGUCCAAAUGGGGAUGGUUUUCGUGUGUUUAAAAACGUUAAAUUGCCAGAUACUCGGCGUGCAUGGUUCAAUAGGAGCAUGACACUUGGCGAAUGUGAGACAGCAUGCAAGCAGAAUUGCUCGUGUAACGCGUAUUCGAAUAUGGAUAUUCGAAUGAACGGAAGCGGAUGCUUGCUGUGGUUCGAUGAUCUAAUGGACAUCCGAACAGUGGAAGAAAGCCAGGACCUUUUCGUAAGAAUGGCUGUCUCCGACUUGACAACUCCAUCAAUCCCUGGAUUUACCUCCAGACAUGGCUCCAACAAAAAGAGGCAAACAAUCAUAGUGGUGGUGUCGAUUUUAUCUAUUGUUGUAAUGGUGAUAUUGAUUUUAGCAAUCCUGAAUGGUUGGAGAAAAAAGAAAAGAUCCCAAGUGAAAAUACCAGUGCAAACCAUUGAUGAAGAGUAUAUCAUGGAGAGCCAAGAUGAUGAUACAGAGUUAAAGUCUUUUGGCCUGACUAAGAUAUGGAAAUCCACUAAUGAUUUUGCAAAUGAUAAAAAACUUGGAGAAGGUGGUUUUGGUCCGGUUUACAAGGGCGUGCUGGAUGACGAACGAGAAAUAGCUGUGAAAAGAUUAUCCAAAACUUCAAGACAAGGAGAUGAAAAGAUGUUAAUAUAUGAGUACAUGCCUAACAAAAGUUUGGACUCGUUCAUAUUUGCAGAUAAAAUCAAAAGUUCGAUACUAGGUUGGUCAGAUCGUUUUCACAUCAUUCAUGGGAUUGCUCGAGGACUCCUUUAUCUUCAUCAAGAUUCACGAUUUAAAAUUGUUCAUCGAGAUCUCAAAACAAGCAAUAUUUUGCUGGAUGGUGACAUGAACCCAAAGAUAUCAGACUUUGGUCUUGCAAGAAUGUUUAGAGAACAUGAAAAUGAGGCAAAUACGAACAAUGUAGUUGGAACUUUGGGUUACAUAGCACCAGAAUAUGCUGUAGAUGGGAUUUUCUCGGAAAAAUCAGAUGUCUUUAGUUUUGGUGUUCUCGUGUUGGAAAUUGUAAGUGGGAAAAAAAAUAGAGGAUUUUCUCAUCAGAAUGACAGUGAUAAUCUUCUUGCACAUGCAUGGAGACUUUUCGAAGGAGGCAUGGCAAUGGAGCUGCUUGCUGCACAUAUGCACGAGUCAUGUGUAGCCUCCGAAGUACUUCGGUCAAUACAUAUUGGUCUUUUAUGUGCCCAACAUUUUGCAAAAGAUAGACCAACUAUGUCAUCUGUCGUUUUGAUGUUUGAUAAAGAAGGUGCAUUGCCUCAACCUAAACAACCUGCAUUUUUUGCUAAAGGAAGUUUGCCUCAACUUAAUCUAGCUUCUGUCAAUGACAUCACGAUGACAACAUUAGAACCUCGAUAAUAUCUGUUCAUAUCAAGGUCCAUUUGGUGAUCAUAAUACCAAGUUUUCAUGUUCACGUAUAUUAUAGACGUAUCAACCUACUUAUUGUAAAAUAUAUGGGUUGUAUGUAUGUUUUGCAAACAUAAUAAGAUUGUUAACUGGUGACUUAGGUAUCCACAAUGCACUAAACUACACUAUUACA
Lactuca saligna is the source of this 2690-nucleotide messenger RNA. The record is from the annotation of a GenBank genome assembly. Lineage: Eukaryota; Viridiplantae; Streptophyta; Magnoliopsida; Asterales; Asteraceae.